This is a messenger RNA of Miscanthus lutarioriparius, 537 nucleotides long. The record is from the annotation of a GenBank genome assembly. NCBI's taxonomy places the organism in Eukaryota, Viridiplantae, Streptophyta, Magnoliopsida, Poales, Poaceae.
AUGGCGCAGCUCGCGUGGCCCGUCACGGCGCGCGAGGCGCUGGCGCUGGCGCCGGGCGACGGCGGGCACCAGCGCCACCGGCUCUUCCUCUGCAGCUCCGACGAGCUGGCCUACGACGCGCCCCCGCGCGCGCUGGCCGCGGGCGAGGCGCUCCAGCCGGGUCAGCUCUACUUCGUGCUCCCCGCCUCCGCGCUGCGCCGCCCGCUGUCCGCCAACGACAUGGCCGCGCUCGCCGUCAGGGCCGCCACGGCGCUCGCCGCCGCCGGUGGCUUGUCGCCGCGGCGGGGUAAACAGGCCGGGACGACGGCGGCGGGCAAGCGGCGUCGUCAGUCGACGGCGCGAGUGGCUCCGCUUCUGGUCGCCGUGAGCAAAGAGAGCCCGCCUGAUGGUGGGUACGCGGCGCGUCCGGCGGCGGUUCAAGACGGUGAACGCACGGUGGGGAGGACGAGGAAGGGAGCUGCUGGUUACAGAACAGGCGGUUCUCGCCAUCGUGCCGCCGUGCAGAGGUUGAGCGCUAUCGCGGAAGACGGCGAGUGA